Drosophila hydei is the source of this 3239-nucleotide messenger RNA. Its product is annotated as putative dipeptidase NECHADRAFT_87110. The record is from RefSeq and is a predicted model, not a curated record. Bases 164 to 2599 code for a protein of 811 amino acids. NCBI's taxonomy places the organism in Eukaryota, Metazoa, Arthropoda, Insecta, Diptera, Drosophilidae. Gene Ontology annotation, molecular function: metallodipeptidase activity. Gene Ontology annotation, biological process: proteolysis. The transcript is spliced from 3 exons.
UGGCGGCGUUGCUAGUGUAUACAUACAUAUGUACAUGUGCGUGCCUGCGUCUGUGCUCGUCGUCUAGGUGAAAAUUCAGUGAAAGUCUGAGAGGGCAGCGAAGUCAAGUGGAAAUUCCUUUAUUGCAAAUACAUACCGGCUGCCACGCCCACAACAACCAGCCAUGGAGCACCUGCGACCACUCAGCUAUGAGGAGAUGUGCCAAAUGGAGCUGCUGCAGCCGUGCGGCACCAACGCAGCACAGCCGCCGGCAACUUCGGCGCCAACAAUGUUGCCCAUAAUGGUCAUACCAACAGCGCUGCUGGCGCCAGGAGCGGGAGGAACCGGUGCAGCACAGCCGCAGGGCAGCGUCGAGCACUAUUAUCAGUUGCAGCCCACUCAUAUUAUCGCCGCGGGCGUGGAGGGAGCAGCGGCAGCGGCAGCAGCGGGCAGCGCCGGAGUUAACGGCGAAUUGGCGCUCUUACAAGGCGGCAUCGAACAGUAUCCACACAGCAUCCAGCUGCAACAGCAUCCACACUCACAUUCACAGCCUGUUAACAUUCUUUGCACGGGCACACUAAGCCGCACGCCGCCCACGUCGACUGCGGCGUCAGCGCUUGCUGCGUCGUCGGCAGCGACGCUGCCGCGCAGCUUUCAGCCGGCCGCCUUUGUGACGGAUGUGGAGAGCGACUUUGAGGGCAGCGAGUGUGGCGCAGGGAGCGUCACCACAACCUGCAUGCCACACUUUCGCUUCGGCGGCUGCGGUCUACAGUCGGCGACACCCCAACAGCAGCCGCACCAGGACGCUGUCGUCGGCUGUGGCUCGCUUUCCUACAUGAUGGGAACUUUGGCAGCCGGCGGCGCAAUGCACGCUGGCCGAUUUGCGGGCACCCUGGGCCGCAACCGACGACCCGAGGGACACACCAAGCGCGUCUCCUUUAAAGGAGACAAUCUGCCACCAUCGCCACCGCCGCCGCCCGCCGUCGAGUUGGACAAUAACGGGCUACCCAUGCCGCUGCCUGUGCCGGGCGGCGUAGGCGGCGGGUCCUACAUGCAUUUCGACAACUACAUGGACUACCAGACAACUGGCUUUGGCGGACUGCCAGACGUGACGGAGCACUCGAAUAUACGCCGCACACUCUCGCGCCAGAACUCGAUCUCCAACAGCGAUUCCGGCGGCGAAAUUGCCAGCAUCCAGAAAUCUAAGGUCUUUGGCAGUGCGAUGACAGCCGGAGUAGUUGUUGGCAGCGAUAUCGGAGGGAUCGCUCUCGACAGUAAAUCGCCCACCUCUCUGGCAGCGGAAGCGACAGCGGCAGCCGCUUCCUCCUCCAAGGCGAAGGCUAAGAGUGCCAGAAAGACACGAAACAACUCAGGUGCAGCCCACAAGUCGCGACGAGGCUCCUGGAUGGUGGCUCUGACUCUCGUGAGCGCCAUCUGUCUGCUGGCCAUAGCCGCCACACUGGCCUACCAACACUUUUUUAUGUCGCCCAGUCGCAACUCUCACGCCCAACGACUUCGAAUCGUUAGGCGCAUCCUGCGAGAAGUGCCGCUCGUCGACGGGCACAACAACUUUGCCUGGAACGUGCGCAAGUAUGCGCAUAGUAGUCUAGAGCUGGUUCAUCUCAGCCAUGACCUUGAUCACAAGUCGAUGUGGGUGCGGCCCACCUGGGCGCAAACGGAUAUGGAACGGCUCAAGCAAGGACUGGUCGGUGUGCAGGUUUGGUCGGCGUACGUGCCUUGUGAGGCGCAAGGCUUGGAUGCUGUCCAGCUGGCACUGGAGCAAAUAGACAUUGUGCGGCGGCUGUCUGACAUGUAUGCUAGAGAUACGGUGUUGGCGACGUCGUCGCAGGACAUUGUGGCCACGCACAGGCGCGGCCUGCUGGCCUCGCUGAUCGGCAUUGAGGGAGGGCACACAAUUGGCUCUUCGCUGGGCGUGCUGCGCUCAUUUUACUCGCUGGGCGCGCGCUAUCUCAGCCUGACGCACCGCUGCGACGUAUCCUGGGCGGGGUCGAGUGCCUCUCCGCUGGAGCAGGGCCUGACACCCUUCGGCAAAGCGAUUGUGCGGGAAAUGAACCGCCUGGGCAUGAUGAUCGAUCUCUCACACAGCUCGGACGCAACGGCCCGUGAUGUGCUCCAGGUGACGCGAGCUCCCGUCAUCUUCUCACACUCGGCGGCACGACAGCUGUGCAACUCGACGAGGAACGUGCCCGAUGAUAUAUUGCGCUUGGUGGCCGAGAACGGCGGUCUCAUUAUGCUCUCAUUCGACCCCGAGGAUGUCGCUUGCGGACGUCAAGCACGGCUGCAGGACGUAAUAGAGCAUAUUAAAUACGUGCGAGCAAUUGCCGGCAUUCAGCACAUUGGCCUGGGCGCCGGCUACGACGGCAUUGAGAUGCCCCCGCUGGGCCUGGAGGACGUAUCCAAAUACCCGGAGCUCUUGGCCGCCCUGUUAGAGGAUCACAACUGGAGUGAGGAGGACGUUGCCAUGCUAGCUGGCCGUAACUUUUUGCGCAUCAUGGAGACCGUCGAAACGGUCCGCGACUACUGGAAGCGCGCCGCCAUCCAACCCAUCGAGCUGUCGGAGCCACAGCCAAAAACACAAUGCACCUACAUGUCGUCGUGACCACUGCCGCAGGCGUUGAGAACGCGCCGCGAUGAGCCCGUAGCGACGUCGCAUCUUGUGGAGGGGGCCAGCCCCAAUCACACUGAGAAGGCAACGUCCACGGGUGCGCAGCUCUGGCACCAGCUGGAAACCAUCGCAAACGAAACAGAAGUGAGCCACAUGGCAAUGGCAGCCACAGCCACAGCCGCAGCCACAACAAUGGCAACCACCUUUGCAGUCAGUGGUCUUUUGCAGUAGACAGACGCUUGGCAGUAGUUGUCUGUCACUGCAGCCGACGAGCCUUCAUUUGCUCAUUAGCAAAGGGGUAAAUAAUAUUUUAACUGGAAGCCAAAGCAAUGUAGCAUUGGCUUAACAGCAAUCAAAAUGACGAAUUAACAAGCAAAUCCCCUAGCAGCAUAACAAUAAGCAUGUAAUAUAACUAAAUACGUUCACGUAGAAAAGAAAUUUAUACUCGUAUUUAACUGAAGCAUUGGCACAGAUAUAUGGAUGUGGGUUUCACGAUUUAUUCAGAGGUUGCGAUUAAUUAAACUGAAUUGGGGGCGUACGUGUCCGUGGCCAGUGCUUAUUUCUGUUUAAAUAUUAUAUUUAAAUUAAAUAUUAAUUGUAAAGAAAUGCAAAAAAAAAAUUAAAAUAAAGAUUA